Chondrus crispus (carragheen) is the source of this 1361-nucleotide messenger RNA. RefSeq names its product glutamyl-tRNA reductase. Gene Ontology annotation, molecular function: NADP binding; glutamyl-tRNA reductase (NADP+) activity. NCBI's taxonomy places the organism in Eukaryota, Rhodophyta, Florideophyceae, Gigartinales, Gigartinaceae. The transcript has 2 exons. Gene Ontology annotation, biological process: tetrapyrrole biosynthetic process. Bases 1 to 1266 code for a protein of 421 amino acids. The record is from RefSeq and is a predicted model, not a curated record.
AUGGGGCUGUCGCAUCAUACCGCCACCGUCGACGUCCGCGAGCGCCUCGCAGUCCCCGAGGCUGAGUGGCAGAUCGCCGCGGAGAGGCUGUGCGAGUGCGCCGCCAUCUCCGAAGCCGCGGUCCUGUCCACGUGCAACCGUUUUGAGGUCUACAUUGUCGCAGACCAUCCGUUCAAGGCCAUCCAGGAGGUCGUCGCGCAUCUUAGCUCGCGAAGCGGAUUGUCGGUCACCGAAUUGAGGAAGCAUUUGUUCAUGCUCACGGAAGAUGAGGCCAGCUGGCAUUUGAUGAGAGUUUCGGCGGGCUUGGAUUCGCUUGUCAUUGGCGAGGGACAGAUUUUGUCGCAGGUGAAAAAAUGUUACGAGUUGGCGAGCGAUGCGGACGGCCAUGCGGGCAAGAUUUUGCAGAGGUUGCUGAAUAACGCCGUGUCGGCAGGGAAGAGGGUCCGAUCAGAGACGGGCAUUGCGAAAGGUGCCGUGUCAAUUUCGAGCGCCGCCGUCGAGUUGGCGGAGAUGAAGGCCGUCCCGGAUUUGGACUUGCCACUCAAGGACGCGAAGGUUUGCAUUCUGGGUGCGGGAAAGAUGUCCAGAUUGCUGGUCCAGCAUUUGCUCUCGCGAGGAGUGGCGGAUAUUACCAUUGUCAACCGCUCCAUUGGAAGGGCCGAGGAGUUGGCCAAGAUGUUCCCGGACGCUAGUUUGCACAUUAAGCUUUUGGACUCGAUGAUCGAGUCGGUCGCCACUAGCGAUAUCAUCUUUACGUCUACGGCUGCGUCGGCCCCCAUUUUGACUAAGGACAUGCUCACCCCAGCGCUUGAUCCGCUCAGGAGAUCAAUCGUGAUUGAUAUCUCGGUGCCGCGGAACGUCAGCGAUGACGUUGCGGAAAUAGAUAAUAUGUUUUCCUAUAAUGUUGAUGAUCUCAAGGCCGUGGUCGCCAAGAACCAGGCCCGGAGACGCCGCCUCAUGUUGGAGGCGGAGGACUUGCUGCGCGAGGAGCUAGCUACGUUCAACAAUUGGCAUAACUCGCUUGGAUGCAUUCCGGCGAUCUCGAAGCUGCAGCAGCGCGCGGAAAGCAUCCGCCAAGACGAGAUGGACAGAGUCAAGGGCAAGCUCUCCGAUCUUAGCGCGAGCGAGCUCAAGGCUGUCGAGCAGUUGUCCAAGGGCAUCAUUAACAAGAUGCUCCACUCACCCAUGGUCCAUCUGCGGGGACUGGCUGACUUGGAGGAGCGCACACAAACACUCAAGAACAUUGAGGCCUUGUUCAAGUUGUAAUAUUUUUAUCCCAAGUAUUUUUUUCUAAACUCUCCCCCACCUUAGACCCGCUACACACCCAUACCGCUCACCUUAAAAAAAUUCUGCGUUGACUU